Molecule: messenger RNA, 1467 nt
Organism: Salvia miltiorrhiza (redroot sage)
Lineage: Eukaryota; Viridiplantae; Streptophyta; Magnoliopsida; Lamiales; Lamiaceae
Exons: 8
Coding region: 86-1387 (433 amino acids)
Biological process (GO): carbohydrate metabolic process
Cellular component (GO): extracellular region
Molecular function (GO): oligosaccharide binding; chitin binding
Source: RefSeq, a predicted model, not a curated record
AGACCAGUAAAAGCCCAAUAUCAACUUCCAUUCCCAACCGGAGCGAAGACCGAUCCGUGCGUGAUUCGUUGUUUCAUCGGCGUAGAUGGCUAAAAAGCGAGAACGCCGCGCCGGAGCUCGCGCCGACGCCCAGUCUGAAUCGUCUCAGACGGCCGGCGCCGAAAAAUUCACUGAACCAGAUCGCAGACGCAUAACCACCGCGACGGUAUUAUUGCUCGUUGUAGUUCCUUUCGUUUCCGUAGUAGUAUACCGUAUACUGCACGCGCCGUCUCCGACUACCUCCGACCUAUCGUAUGUCUACCGCCGAGGCCUCGUUACUGAGAAAAUUGACUACCGCCAAGUUCUCCAGGAGCAUACGAUGACCUCGGAGAAUUCGUCUCGAAGAAAUUUUGAAAAUCCUGUGCUCGCCUACAUUACUCCAUGGAAUUCGCAAGGGUAUGAAAUGGCAAAGAAGUUCAGCAAUAAGUUUACUCAUCUUUCCCCUGUGUGGUACGAACUAAAGAGCCAGGGAACAAAAUUGGUUCUGGAAGGAAGACAUAAUGCGGAUAAAGGUUGGAUCGCAGAUAUCAAGAGGACUGGAAAUUCUCAGAUUUUACCUAGGGUUGUUUUGGAAGCAACUCCUCUGGAUCUGCUGAAAAAGAAAAAACAAAGGGAGAAAGCAAUCAUUCUUAUUGUGGCAGAGUGCAAGGAAAUGGGAUAUGAUGGUAUCGUGUUGGAGUCCUGGUCAAGAUGGGCGGCCUAUGGAAUUUUGCAUGAUCCAGACAUGCGAAUUACAGCUCUGCAGUUUGUCAUCCAGCUCGGACAAGCCAUGCAUUCCGUGAGCCUGGACCAGCAUAAAGGGCAGAGAUUGCAAUUAGUGUACGUCAUAGCUCCACCUCGCUCGAAAGAGUUGGAAGAAUAUGAUUUUGGCCCAGAAGAUCUUCGAAGAUUGAGUGAUGAUGUGGAUGGCUUCUCUCUGAUGACUUAUGACUUCUCAGGUCCGCAGAAUCCAGGUCCAAAUGCACCUUUGAAGUGGAUUCACUCUACCUUGCAACUUCUCCUUGAUGCCGCCAGCACCGAUGGUCGUCAGAAACUAGCUAAAAAGAUUUUCAUCGGCAUCAAUUUCUAUGGGAACGAUUUUGUUGCGUCUGGAGGUUUAGGCGGCGGACCCAUCGUGGGAAGGGAGUAUCUAUCUUUGCUGGAGCAGCACAGGCCCCAGCUCCAGUGGGAGAAGAACAGCGAGGAGCAUUUCUUCCUGUACGUCGACAAUCAGGACGUUAGGCACGUCGUGUUCUACCCGUCGCUCAUGUCAGUCGCGACGCGGCUGCAGGAGGCUGCUUCCUGGAAUGCUGGCAUCUCAAUCUGGGAAAUUGGUCAGGGGUUGGAGUAUUUCUUCGAUAUCUUGUGAUAAAUCUAUUUUCUUUGUAAAUCUCCUUCUGUUUUGAACGGGUAACAAAAUUUUGAGUGUGAAAUUUCUGUUAUAACAAA